Messenger RNA from Ostreobium quekettii, 795 nucleotides. NCBI's taxonomy places the organism in Eukaryota, Viridiplantae, Chlorophyta, Ulvophyceae, Bryopsidales, Ostreobiaceae. The record is from the annotation of a GenBank genome assembly.
AUGCCCAUGGAUGGCUCUGAGGUCUGGAUCGCCAAGCCCUCCAUCACAAACCAGGGCCUGUCUGUGUGCAUCUUCAACCGGGUGGCCGACCUGGAGCAGGCGGUGCAACAGGCGGAGGAUAUAAGGGAAUGGGUGAUUCAGCGGUACAUCACCCCGCCCCUGCUCAUCCAUGGGCACAAAUUCCACCUGCGGGCCUAUGCCCUCUGUGUGGGCAGCCUUGCUGUCUACGUGUAUGACGAAGUCCUCGUGUUGCUUGCAGGUGAGGAGUACGAUGCUGGCCUCAAUCGCUUGGACAACCUCGCGUCUCACCUGACCAACACCUGCCAGCAAGAUGGACUCGAUGGGGAAGAAGGAGAGAAAAAAGUUAUCAAACUGCUGUCUGAACUGCCGCAGCUGCUAUCUGAGGGCGGGCUUCCCAUAUGCAAGGCCAAGGAGCGCGUGGCUGCCGUUGAGACUGCGGUCCGGUCCAUCAUUGGGGAGUGCCUCGAGGCUGUCAGUGGAGAGCUCAAUUUCUUCACGAUGCCCAACUGCUUCGAACUCUUUGGGUUUGACUUGAUGGUGGACGCCGACUGGAACUGCUGGGUGCUGGAAGCGAACGCCGAGCCAGACUUCAAGCAGACGGGUCAACGGCUUAGAUGCAUCGUAGACGGGCUGGUGGAGGGCGUGCUGAGGCUUGUCGCCGACCCCUUGGCAGAGGAGCAGGGAGUGAGGCCCCCUGGGGAGCAAGAGGGUGUGAUUGGGAAGGGGCGGUGGCGCAAGGUGCUGGAGAAGGAGCAGCGGCCGUUCUUCGCAUGA